CAAAAAAUCGUUGGUAAAACGAAUGAAAAAUAUUCAGCUGCACGAACCGGUGUUCUUGGAAUAUGCAUUACAAUACAAAUUCUUAUUGAACACGAUCUAUUAUCAUUAUCGAAUUAAAGCAUGUAUGAAGUACAUGCCAGCGGGUCGGCCAAACAAGAGACUAACAUCAUAUCUUAAAAAUGAGGAACCGACUUUUUUCGAUCGCCUAUGCGAGUUUGUCUUGAACUAAAUCGCGUGAAAUCUCGAUGCGAAGGUUCCUCUCUGCCUAUACAGCAGACUAGUAUUCAUAAUCUUGCUAAUGUCCACUUAUACCUUCUUCUUUCUACAGUUGCCGGUGUCUCUUUGAAGCUCACUUUAUGAUAAGACGGUCAGCGCCUAAAGGCGAAUUCGUCAUAAGAAAUAAAUAAAGCGUUUAUAAAAAAAAAAAAAAAAAAAAAAAAUUUGAUACUGUUGGUAAUUAUCCAAUGAAUGAAACAUUUCCGAUGAAUUAUGUUCCUGGAUGAAUUGGUUUAUCUGUUAACUUUACAUAUACUGAUUACAAAUAUCUUUCGACUAGAAAUCAUAUUCCAUUGAAUAAUCGUUCAUUUACAAUUGAUUUUUACUGGUGAAUGCCAAUCAUCGACAAAUGAUCACUGUUUAUGUCUCAAUGUUCGUUAUAAACUUCUUCGUCUAGUAUUUUUUAGCGAUGAUACAUUUGCCAAAACAAAUUUAAGGAUAAAUCGAUGGUAUCACGCAACAUUUGUGUACGAUUCGACAGUAAAACAGCAGUUGAUUUCUUUAAAUGGUUUAUUAGAUGGGAAUAGAACUGUGAGUAAUCAUUUGUGUGCAACAGUUGCAUUAUUUACAAUUGGUGGUGGACCGGCUGGUGGAGAUUCAUCACCGUUUAUUUGUUAUUCUGGUUCUAUUGAUCAUUUUGGAACCAGUUAUCGAGUUAAAAGUCCAUGUGAAAUCGACUUAAAUGCAAUACUUUUCUGUUAUUUUCAAUUUGAAUCUUUCUCACCUUUCAUUGACUCUGAAUCAAAUCUGAUCGAUGCCAUCAAUUCAAAUGGAAUUCAAACAAUUGGAGGCGAAGGUGAAAGUCAACGGCAUAUUGUAAAUCAUGGCUAUCAAAUACCAGAAGCCUGA
This is a messenger RNA of Adineta ricciae, 1125 nucleotides long. Lineage: Eukaryota; Metazoa; Rotifera; Eurotatoria; Adinetida; Adinetidae. The record is from the annotation of a GenBank genome assembly.